AUGAGAAGUAGCAAACCAAGCGAGCUUUCAAUCGGUGGUAUAUUUACAGCGUCGCACGAAAUUUUUGCUGAGUUAUAUCAAUGUUCUCAACUAACUCUGGAUUCUCAAUCGACUUACAGUAUUUUGCAAAAACUGUUAGCUGCUUUCGGAAUAGUUUGCUCGUACAAUUUGAUUAGAGAUUUAGUCUCGUACAUAGAAUAUGAUUACGAGAACUUCCUCGACGAGAAUGAAAUAAAAAUAUCCGAAAAAUAUAUGAAAAUGACUAGACUAUAUAUCAUCUUUUAUGUUGGCAGUGCAAUUCUUUACGGUAUUUUAACGAUAAUCCCAACUAUUUUCAGCAUUUUUCUGUAUAAGUAUAGAUCAUUAGACAGUGUCAACAUACCAUAUAUGUUUCCUGUAAACACUAAUUAUUCAGGAUUUUUACGUUAUGGUUUGCUUUUGUGCCAAAUUAUAGCACUUUUUACAAUAUUGACAAUGGAUCUUAGUUUUUGUAGAUUUAAAAUACGUCAACAAUUUACAGAAGAAAAAUUCAUACACAUAAAUACGGAUAAUCAAACAAAUGAGGAAGAAUCAGUGUGGAUAAUUAACAUAAUAAGAAGAUAUAUAAGAGUAACGAAGUGCCAAGUACCAAUAUAUACGCUUGCUAAGAAAAAUCAAAAGCUCUUAUUAUUAAUAACAAUGAGAAGUAGCAAACCAAGCGAGCUUUCAAUCGGUGGUCUAUUUUCAUCGUCUAAUGAAGUUUUUGCUGGAAUAAUGCAAUUAUCUACAAUACUGCAAAACACUAGGGAUACCGUUGAAUGUUUCAUUUGUAUUGUUGGAUCUAUAGUUACUAUUUUUAUUAUUUUUUACAUGGGUCAAACCCUCAUUAAUCAUAGCAUAGCAGUUUGCGAUGAAUUACGUCAAACUCCAUUCUACGUGCUUUCGAUAAAAACUCAAAAACUUUUGCAAUUCUUGAUAGCAAGAAGUAUAAAACCGUGCGAGCUUUCAAUUGGUGGAUUGUUCGUUGCGUCUCAUGAAACUUUUUCUGUGAUCCUUCAAAAAGCAUUAUCAUUUGCAACGAUUUUACAAUUAUCCGACAUAUUGCAAAAUACAAGUAAAACAUUCGAAUGUUCAGUCGUAAUCGUUGGAUCUAUAAUGACUGUUUAUAUUAAUUUUUAUAUCGGUCAAGUAGUUAUUGAUUACAGCAGAGCAGCUUUAGAAGAAUUGUAA
This is a messenger RNA of Polistes canadensis, 1209 nucleotides long. Its product is annotated as putative odorant receptor 92a. Bases 1 to 1209 code for a protein of 402 amino acids. The transcript has 10 exons. Gene Ontology annotation, molecular function: odorant binding; olfactory receptor activity. Gene Ontology annotation, cellular component: plasma membrane. Gene Ontology annotation, biological process: sensory perception of smell; detection of chemical stimulus involved in sensory perception of smell. The record is from RefSeq and is a predicted model, not a curated record. NCBI's taxonomy places the organism in Eukaryota, Metazoa, Arthropoda, Insecta, Hymenoptera, Vespidae.